Messenger RNA from Erpetoichthys calabaricus (reedfish), 2585 nucleotides. RefSeq names its product zinc finger protein OZF-like. The record is from RefSeq and is a predicted model, not a curated record. The transcript is spliced from 3 exons. The coding region runs from base 296 to 1708 and encodes 470 amino acids. Lineage: Eukaryota; Metazoa; Chordata; Cladistia; Polypteriformes; Polypteridae. Gene Ontology annotation, molecular function: RNA polymerase II cis-regulatory region sequence-specific DNA binding; DNA-binding transcription factor activity, RNA polymerase II-specific. Gene Ontology annotation, biological process: regulation of transcription by RNA polymerase II.
UCCGUCAUCAGACUGCCGCCGCCUCAUCUAACACACGAAACUCGCGUCUGCACUUUACAGACAAAAGUGAAGAGGAGGACAGAGAAAAAAAAAGAGAAAGAGAAAGAGAACAAGCGGCUUGGAGAAGGAGGAUGACUGCCGAUGAAGAAGAGCCCGCCUUCCCAGUUUACAUGGCCACACCGUGAGGUGUCUAAUGGCCUCCAGGCCGGGGCUCUCCAUGUGAAAAGGAAAUCUUAGAAGAGAAGAGCUAACAUUUGCAGGGAGAGAGAGAGAGAGAAGAGUUUUACACGGGGCAAUGGCCUCAACUAAAGAUUUUGUCACGAGUGAAGCGCUGGCACACAUUAAGCAAGAGGAUUGUGUGUGGGGUGCAUUAGCAGACUUGUGUGUGAAGUCGGAGGAUUGUGAGAGAAGAAUUUCGGGUUUUAAAGAGGAGCAAUCUGAGGGGGAGACUGUUGGGAUCAGUGUCGAGGAUUUGAAAAAUGCGUCCGUUCAGGUCAAGCUGCAAAAUCAUGAAAGUGGAAAUGGCUUCAAGCAAGAGAUUCCUGAAGAGUCUCAUUGCAUUUCCCAGCUCUGGUUCACUAAUACGGGACAACUGGCUACCCAGCGGAAUUCUUUGAAAGUGAAAUCCGAGUUAUCUGAACUUGAGGAGAACAUUACUGAUACAGAAGAGGAGCAGAAGUCGCCUAGGAGUGUUCAGACAAAUUUACAUGAGAAUGGCAUCUUCUCCCCAUCUUCACGUCCUCAGACUUCUUUUGAGUGCGGACAGCAACCCAAGCAGGAUGACAAGAAGAUGAAGAAAUCAACAAGAGGAUUGGAGGAAUUGACAGCAGCCUCUUCGCAGUGUAGUUCUGUAACUGCAGUUAAUCAAGUAAAUACAGAAGCCAUCAACACUGAUCAACAAGAGAUGCAUAAUACAGACCAAGAGACUUUAUAUGCCUACAGGGAGUGCAGAAAAUUCUUGAAAAACACCAAUGACUGUAAAGAACACGAGUUGAAUCAUACGAGACAAAAUCCAUAUUCCUGUUCUGAAUGUGGUAAACUGCUCUCGUGCCGUGGCAGUCUUCGCAAACAUAAAAGAAUUCACACUGGAGAGAAACCCUAUUGCUGUAUUGAAUGUGGUAAGCGUUUCUCAGACAGCAGCACUCAUCAUAAGCACAUGAGGAUUCACACGGGAGAGAAACCCCAUUGCUGCCCAGAAUGUGGCAAACAAUUCUCUCAAAUAAACAGUCUUAAGAGACACUCAAGAAUCCACACCGGAGAAAAACCUUAUACCUGUUCUGAGUGUGGCAAACAAUUCUCACAUAUAAGCAACUUUCAGAGACACACAAAAAUCCACACAGGAGAAAAACCUCUCAGUUGUUCUGAAUGUGGCAAAUGUUUUCCAGACAACCAGAGUGUCAAUAGGCAUAUGCGAAUUCACACCGGAGAAAAGCCCUAUGGCUGCUCUGAUUGUGGCAAACGAUUCACUGACAGUAGCAAUCUUCAGAACCACACAAGAAUUCAUACUGGAGAGAAGCCAUAUGGCUGUUCUGAAUGUGGUAAAAUAUUUUCGUAUUUUAAAAAUCUUAAGAAGCAUGCAAAAAUUCACACUGCAGAAAAAAGCCCUCAUUGCUGUUCUGAAUGUGGAAAAAUAUUCUUACAAAUUUCUCAACUUAAACGACACAUGAGAAUUCACACAGUUGUCCUGAAUGUGGUAAACAAUUCUUAAACUUCAGUGGCCUUCAUAGUCCUAAACAAAUUCACAAAAUGGAGAGUAAUCUAUGUGUCUUGUCCAGAAUGUGGUAAAUGGUUCUCAUAUAUAAGCAGGCUACAGAGGGGAUGCAAGAAUCCACAGUGGAGAAUCCAUCUUGUGCAGACGGCAGCAGGUCAUCUGGAUGGGCUGCAGAAACCGUAGCUCAAAAGGCUUCACCAGACGACGAGGAACAGCAACUAGAAAGAUCACAAAUACAGUAGCAGAUUUCCUGCUCCAAUUUCAUAUGGAGGUGCAGUAAACCCACAGAUGACUUAGGUUAAAUGAACUGAGACUGGGUAACAACAUCGUUUUAUGUCUUGUACAGCUCAAAAUCACACAGGGAAUGUCUCAGUGGGUUAUAACAGGCCCUGUUUUUUGGCAGGUCUUGGUCAGUGUCCUGGUGCCUCAUGCCUAACUCCGUGUGUAGAAUUCACACUAAAACAUGGCGUACGGACAAAAGAGGAACUGUGCGUAUGCACAAAAACAUCCCGAUGCAUAAAUCUGUGCGUUCGCCAACUUCCACGUUCUUCCGCUCCAUAAAUCCCAGUCAGUGUGAAAAGUAACGCAUGCGCCUGCUGCCACUCCCCAAACUCCUCCCAGAAUUACACCUCUUUGAAUAUGCAAAUCAAUAUAAAUAGCCCUUAAGCUCAGCCUUCUGUGAAAAGACAAUGGCAAAAGCACGGGGGGAAAUAGAAGAAUUUCAGCGAAUACCAAGUGUAGGCAAAGAAAAAUGUACUAUUUAUUGGUUUAAACAGUGAUAUAAACAACAAAAGGAAGUUGAUCUAGUGACAGAGUGUCGGAGAAACUCAAAAGCUCAAGUUCACAAAGUCGCACAGUGCCCGAAAUAAAGAAG